UUUGCGAGAGACGCAACUAGAAGAACAGCAGAAACAAUACGAGUUGAAAGCGCAAGUCAUAGAGGUAAGUCUAUACCAUACAGUACACACACGUACCAUAUUAUGGGGGAUGAACAUUUUUCACAAAAGCAUAACGAACGGUACCAUUUUUGCAGUGGGACAGGCAUCCAUGAAGUAAAUUUCCUACUGAAUCGCAAAGUUGCUCCCAUCUAUUACUAGGGAUAUGUAUACGUACGAGGAAAAAGCCCUCAUGGAAACAAUUACAUUAUUGUGCUUAUGCAACGUUGACUAUUAUAAAGUAUGCAUGACAUUGUAUGCAUGUAAGGUGCUAGGAAUGCUCAUUGUUAUUGACACAACUCUCUCUUUGAUGUGUUGUAUACACGUAUGUGCCGUGUCGUGCUGUUGUUUUGUUUGUUGUUGUUGUUUGUUGUUUGUGUCUCUCUCUGUUUGUUUGUUUUGGCCUGUAAGGAAGGUGAGUCGGGUCUCGUCCAUCAUCCCGAGUUCUUGAAACAAGGUCUUCUCUUCGUCCAAGAUGUCGCCAAGAAAGUUGGGCUGGGACCGACCUGGCAUCGCUACUUCUGUCAGUUCCACAAGGAAGAGAACGGCACACGAGGAAAGACAAGACAAAUGAAGUUCACACCAGUCGGCCAUCACGGCUCCCUGCCUUCCACUGACUACAUGGACGUGAAGAGCUGCUUUCGGUCAAAAACCGAGGACGUGGAGAGAAGGUUCUGCUUCGAGGUCGAGUUCUACCUCAGUUCUCAGAGAAGCGAAACCCGGAAGUACAUCUGUCAAGCUCUCGGUCAGGAGGACCGCAAAGGCUGGAUGGAGAUACUGGAGGGCAAGGAACCUGUGUACACGUCACUGAAAGUGAUUGUAGUAGGUGGACUGACAGAGCAAGGAAUGAGAUUUGUGGAGAGGGGAAUCGAAAUCAUUGAACUGAGAGGACUAGACGAGGAAGGACUGUAUAGGAAACCUGGAGUCCUCUCCAAGGCCACCAAGCUUGUCAAGGACUGCGUCGAGCGGGGCAAGCUGGACACCAUUGACCUCACGGACGAGUUUGAGUGGGACACAAAGACCAUCGCCAGCGCAGUGAAGGGCUACUUCAACAAACACCUCGGUGAACCUCUGCUGACGUUUGACCUCCACAUGGCGUUUGUCAAUACCGCAAUGAUACUGGACAGUGACAGACGUGUCGAAACUCUAAGAGAACUGGUGGCAAAGCUGCCCCCUGAUAACAGAACAAUCCUCCACACUCUCAUCCAGCAUCUCAACCGCAUCGCCGCCCACUCGGAGCGGAACUUGAUGAAGGCCAGUAAUCUGGGUGUGGUCUUUGGCCCCACCCUCAUGAGGCCGGAGAGGGAAACCGUGGCAACCAUCGUCAACAUCAAAUACCAGAACAUCAUUGUGGAGAUCAUGAUUGAAGAGAUUGAUGCUAUAUUCUCGGACGUGUCCCUCUCCUCCUCCUCCUCUUCAACUAGCAACAAGACCCCCGUGCCUACCUCCUCGCGUCCUCCCCCACUCCCGGAGAAGCCCACCCAGACUCCGCCCUCGCGACCCUCCGCCCAUGCCACGCCCACUCCCGUCCCCUCUGUACCUCCGCCCGUGUACCGUAAACCAUCUCCGGAACAGCCGCAGGAGAAUGGGCCUCCAGGAAAGAAAGCCUUGCCUUCUCUUCCAAAGAGAGUCUCAGAAGCAUUUCAGAAGAGACAGAGCGUGUUUGGAGGUGGUGCAUCCCCUGACUCCCCGAAACCGCGCACCAAUCGCUCGCCGGGCCCCCCGCCAUGCAAACCAGCUGUGAGCCGGGUCUCCAGUAUUCCCCCAGGGGGCCUAAAAUCUGAGACCCCCGAGGCCGCUAAAAACGGGGAACCUCCGAUGCCACCUGUCCGGCCUAUGAGGAAGAAAAACUCCAUAAAACAACCCCAAGGAGAAAGGAGUGCACGUGCUCUGUAUGACUGUAAUGCUGAGGAUAUUCUAGAGCUGUCAUUUCAGAGGGAUGAAAUUUUAUUUGACGUGAGGGAGUCAGAUGAACCAGAUUGGCUUGUCGCGAGACGAAAAGACGGGAAAAAAGGACUUGUCCCUGCCAACUACGUAGAAAUGUUGCCCUAGCACCUUUCACGUCGUAACAAUCACCUAUUAGACUGUGUAUGUAUAUAUAUAUAUAUAUACCACCUUUCCUCUGCACAUAGUAUUGAUUAUUAGUGCACUGUAUCUAUGUAUGGAUGAGUUCCCAUUGUAUAUUAUUAUUAUGAUAAUAUGUGUGUUGUAUGUUGUUCUUAUAGACAUCGAUGGCUCCGGCAAAAUUGGACAGC
Geodia barretti is the source of this 2312-nucleotide messenger RNA. Lineage: Eukaryota; Metazoa; Porifera; Demospongiae; Tetractinellida; Geodiidae. The record is from the annotation of a GenBank genome assembly.